This is a messenger RNA of Callorhinchus milii (elephant shark), 3258 nucleotides long. It is a transcript of the gene tpra1, whose product is annotated as transmembrane protein, adipocyte asscociated 1. Gene Ontology annotation, molecular function: G protein-coupled receptor activity. The transcript is spliced from 11 exons. The coding region runs from base 247 to 1413 and encodes 388 amino acids. Gene Ontology annotation, cellular component: plasma membrane. Gene Ontology annotation, biological process: G protein-coupled receptor signaling pathway. Lineage: Eukaryota; Metazoa; Chordata; Chondrichthyes; Chimaeriformes; Callorhinchidae. The record is from RefSeq and is a predicted model, not a curated record.
AUUGUGCGUGCGUGCGUGCAGUCGGCGGCGGCCUGAGGUGGUGGCGGCGGCGGCGACGGGAGGUGCGUCCUGAGUUACGCGGCCCAACGGCCGGCACCGCAGCAGCGCCUGGAAGAAAGAAAGGAAAGAAAAAGACAGAGAGAGAGAGAGAGGCUUUUCUUUCGACGCGAAAUGACCGAUAACCGUCUGCUGAGCCGAGAGAACCGACGACUUUCGUGAGAAACGGCGGCGAACGGUUGAGUCGCGAUGAAUACCCUGUCAGCUGUGGUGAGGUUCUCAGCAUACGGCAACCUGAGUACCGCAGUGCACGAUAACGCCAGCACAGCCACCAGCGUGGCAGCACCGACCUCGGCAGCAUGGUGGAGCACGGUGGAGCCCAGCGGCACGCUCUCCAAUAUCAGCCACCCGCACAAGUGCCUCAUUGUCCUGUACGCAGACAUUGGUCAUUCGAGAGUUCGUUUCUGGGAUGUCUUUCUUCUCAUCCCCAACGUGCUCUUCUUUGCGUUUUUAAUCUGGAAGCUUCCAUCAGCUAGAGCGAAGAUCCGGGUCACUUCUAGCCCAAUAUUCACCACAUUCUAUAUCCUGGUGUUUGUGGUGGCGCUUGUGGGUAUCGCCCGAGCCAUUGUUUCCAUGACAGUCAGCGCUUCCAGUGUGGCAAUGGUCACAGACAAGAUUCUUUGGGAAAUCUCCCGAUUCUUCCUGUUGGCAACUGAACUCAGUGUAAUAAUAUUGGGACUGGCAUUUGGACACCUUGAAAGCGCUGCGAGCAUCAAGCGUGUGUUGGCUAUCACCACCGUGCUAGCUCUGGGUUACUCAAUAACACAGGGAACCCUGGAGAUCUUGUAUCCAGAUGCGCACCUCUCUGCGGAGGACUUCAAUGUGUACGGACAUGGAGGGCGUCACUUCUGGCUUGCCAGCUCCUGUUUCUUCUUCCUAGUUUAUUCGCUGAUAGUCAUUCUCCCAAAAACUCCUUUGAGGGAGAGAAUAUCACUGCCCUCCAAGAAGAGCUUCUAUGUAUACGCUGGGAUUCUGUCACUGCUGAACCUGCUCCAGGGAAUAGGCAGCACUCUUCUAUGUGCUGAGAUUGCAGCAGGUCUGUGUUGUGUGGAUAUCACUACGUUCCUGUACUUUAGUCUGUUUGCUCCCCUAAUGUACGUCACUUUCCUGAAGGGGUUCUUUGGGUCCGAGCCCAAGAUCCUCUUCUCCUACAAAUCCCAGAUUGACGAGCCUGACGACACUGACGUACACAUGCCCCACACGCACGUUGUGGCCAAGAAGGAGGCGCUGGAGGCUGACGCCUACAGCAACACACAGAUAGACACCAACGCCUACCUGGACGACGUCACCGUCUCGUACCCGGUCGGUAGCAUCAACAGCAUCGACAGUGAUCGGUGGAAAAUGCUGAACGCUUGAAAGGCAAAACGCCUGCAGGAUAUUUCCUUGUGUCUGCAACUUCUGCCUCUUGAUAUUUCAAUCAUGGAAUGUGCCAUUGUAGGAUUUUAUAAAUCCUUCCAUUUUAGAAAUAACUUUGAACUGCAUGACCCUUCCACUCUGCCCCACCCCAACAACUACCAUCGCCCUCUAGCCCAUUGCCCAUUGUUUCUUUAUGGCUGCCCGCCCUGAACUUUAGGGAAAUUCCACGGAAUCGCUAGCCGUGUCGUGCAAUGUUGCCUUUUUACCUUUCCUGGACAUGUGCGUGUUUUUAAAACAAUUAUGAUUUUCUCCAAGGUUGAAUUGGAGGCUAAACUUUUUUUUCUUCUUCAACUUAAUUAGAAUUAAAAUACAUAACAUGGGCAGUGGGCGCGGGAAGGAGAGGGGUCGUGCCGAUUACAUGUUUGUCACUCAGUUUCCAAACCAGUAUGCAAUCAGCACCUUUGUGUGUUCUCUGCCCCCCCCUCUCUCUCUUUUUCUCUCCUCUAUCCCCUCCCCCGAUUCAGCGUCUGAUUAUAUUGUACUGUCUCUGGGGAGGGGGUGCAGAGGAAGGAAUCAUAUCGUUAUGUUGAACUAACAGAAAGCUAUGUUAAUACAAGUUGUUGCAGUUAAAGGUAUGUUGAUGCUCAUUUAUUCCUUAUUGCUGACUGGGUUUCUUAGCAAUCUGUCUUUCAACCGUUUAAUAUCCUGUUGCUGCUUCCACUGGAGGAUUAAACACACUUAAAACCAGGUGAGACCCACACACUGUAUUACUCCACUACCCACUUCCCCCACCCCCAGUAAUGCUGCUGAUACUCUUGAAUGCUUGUUCAGUAUCUGGAUGGACCAGUGAGUUUAAAGUAACCAGAACAUUUCUUAAAAUUAGUAUAGCACAGGAAUGGUUUUCUUUCCCUCCACCUCUCCCCACUCUUUUGAUUAGCAUACUUUAUCUUUUUCGUCCAUUUUAACCUGACCAGCACGCACGUUUCCAUCAGUUCUCAGAAGAUACGUCAACAAAGGGAGCCUGGCCCCGUUUGUGUUGUUAAACUGCAUUCACUCCCCUCCACAUACCUGCCUGCUCUUUAUCCCCAGUCCCGAACACCACAGCCGAGCUGUAAUUAGGAAGUCACUAUCAUGGAAUCUUUUUUUGGUCAGCAAUGGAAACCCAUCACCAUGAGUAUCCUAACCAGACUGAAAGUUCCACUCAUGUAUUGCCACCUCCACAUAGAAAUGUUUCCACAUCUGUAAUGGAAUGCACUUUCUAUUCUCUCCUUGGAAGGACACACACUUUGCUUACCUAAAUCCAGAAGAGAUUAGGUGCAGGUUGGCAAGAGCCAAGGCUCAGGGGACCCCAGAAUGUGUGUUAAUGCUGGAAUUUAACCAUUUUAAAAUUGCAAUUGAGUGCAUUCUCUGGCGAGCUUCAUGCUGCCUUUCCAGUUAGGACCACCCAACCAAUUAGAGUUCGGGCUUAUAGGGUCAGCAGCAGCUGAAUGAGAAGAAUCCUUCAUUCCCAGCAAUCGCCAAGACCCCUUCGCCCCCUCCCACCUCCCGGUUCAAACCAUUCUGCCAACUUGUAUGACAGCAGCAGUCAUACAGCUUCGAUACCUCCACAGCAUCGAGGGAGACAUACGUGUGUUUAUAUUAUAUAUAUAUAAUAUACACACAUGCACAGGUACAUACACGCAUAGAAAGAUUGCCCCAAAGCAAGCAUUCCCUUUGAUUGGGGAAUUGGGAAUUAAAGCCCAAAUGCUUUUUACUGUUGUUAGAAACUUAGAGGAAGCAAAAUUAAUAUUGAUUUAAACUUUAUGUAAAUAAUUUGAACCCUUUUGUCUGUUCUCUCCCCCCCCC